GUGGUUGGUACCUCAUGGAGGAGGGAUCUUUGUCUUCAUUAUCUGUGUCUAGAAUCUAUGUACGAUACAAGGCUGAACAGACUAGUAGUAUUAGGUGGAGCUCUAUAGGUACGUACGUGUCUUCAAGACCAAUCAUGCCCCUGGUGAUUGACAUGCAGAAGAUCACAGGCUCAGUAUGGGCCUUAUUCCAGGAUUCCAGUGGCAAAGUUCUCGAUGAAUACUCCGUCAGAAAGUGGACCUUCCAUGAGGGCAUUUGCCCUGAGGUUAGAGGUCGAGUGUGGAAGUUUCUGCUUGCCUAUUAUCCAUUCCUGUCAACAAGAGAAGAGAGGGAACAGAUAGACACAGAUAAGAGACUGGAGUACCAACGGCUAGUGGACACCUGGCAGUGUGGGGUUAUUCCCGAUGGUGUCGCAGAUUACAUCAGAGUCAUAGGCAAGGACUGUGUGCGUACUGAUAGAAGCCACGCCUCCUUUAAAGGAAGCGGACCAGAGGCCACUGAGAACAUUAGCAUUCUCAACAGAGUGCUCACCACCUUCUGUGUCUACAACAUUGACCUUGGCUAUGUUCAAGGUAUGAACGAGUUUCUGUCACCACUGCUGCUGAUGCUGGGUUGUGAGCAUCAAGCGUUCUGGUGUCUGGCAGAGGUCAUGAGGAGAAUGACUCACGUGUUUUCUGAUUUAACUCUCUCUCAACCUCUUUCUUCCGUGGCUCGGCUCUGUUACUAUGCCGACACACAGCUGCACAAUCACAUCGAUGGUAUCCAUGGAGAUGAUGACUGGAUGUUUUGUUACAGGGGUGUUUUGCUGAACUUCAAAAGGGAGUUUUCAAUGGAAGAUGUCAUCUCUCUCUGGGAGAUUAUCUGGUGUGAUCAUCUUACGAAGCAUUUCCAAUUAUUUAUGGCCGUGGCAAUCCUUGUACACUACAAGCAAGAACUCCUCUUGUGCAAGACAAUUGAAUCGUUUAUGCAAUUUGCGAUGAGCCUGUCUUGUAAUGCUCCCUUGGGCUCCAUUCUAACGAUAGCGAGAGCGUUGGCUGAGCAACUCAAGGGAGAGGAGUACUGUCCGUACGAACUAAGGUACCUUGUGAGUGACGAGGGGUGUGCCCCUCCCCCUCUAGUCGGGUUUGUCAGAACACGACAGCGGAUCUCCACGCUCUACUCCAACAAGAUCAGUAGAAGCACCAUUUGGAGGUCCUUGUUUGGCGACCACCCCAUCACCUCUCCCUUCAUGCUCUCCCCCACUACCCCUACAAACAAUGCCACACUCAAUCUGUCAGCACCUUUCCCUAAUGGUGCUCAAAACACAUCUGGACAUAACAAGUCUGUUACCAACUCUAAAACACUCGAUAUCACUCAAAACGUUGGUGCUACCAGAAACAGUCAAAGUACACCUGGCUCAAAAACUCCUAUUCAUAAUGAAUCAAAUGUUGGGCCUCCACCAAAACUCGGUUUUGUGCCUAGGAAUAUGUUUCCUAAGAAUUCUUCAAACACUUACGACACAAGUCUGGAGGUUUCAGUGAGAUAUCGAGCCGCCAUUGAAGGGGACACUCCAUCACAGAAUCAAGUACAUGAAACCCAGUAUACACCCCAAACUUCUCCACUCCACAACUACCACCCUUCAAGUUCUAUGACACCCAAUAACUAUGGCACCAGUCAGGCAGCACACCUCUCCCCUCAAGUACCAUUCACCCCGCCAACCAAAUCAACUGGACUACAAAAUCACACACACCCUCUCAGUAGUGCUCCUGCUCUACUGGAAGCUACUCCUGUGUUGUACAACCCAGCAAGUACAUUUAACGCAGGAGUCUUGGCACACUCCACGCUACACGAUGGAAGCAACACAAUCGAACUUGCAGAAGCUCAUAAUUAUGAAGACAACUGUAGCACUCCGUACGCAUACAAUGGAAGUUUAGAUCAGAGAAGGAAAGACUCCAAUAGUGAUGUAAUUCAUUACGAUCAUCGGAGCGAGACGUUAUCAGGAGGUGUGUUUGAUGAAGGGGCAUGGCAAGGGUCAGAGUUCGACCAGCUACGAUCUGAACCGUCAUUGCUUGUUUAGCCUCUGUGUUUACCUUACAUAUAACUUAUUUCGACUCAUAGACAUGGGAAGCUAUAUAAUAAUUAUAUAGACCAUAUAUAGUUUUUAGACAAUUGCACUAUUACAUUGUGAGUAUAAUUUAUUUAUAAUUUGCUUUUCACGAACUGACAAAUCAUUGUGAAAAUUUAGAAAAAUUAAAA
Molecule: messenger RNA, 2233 nt
Organism: Halichondria panicea
Lineage: Eukaryota; Metazoa; Porifera; Demospongiae; Suberitida; Halichondriidae
Exons: 12
Coding region: 15-2054 (679 amino acids)
Biological process (GO): activation of GTPase activity
Molecular function (GO): GTPase activator activity
Source: RefSeq, a predicted model, not a curated record